This is a messenger RNA of Heteronotia binoei (common prickly gecko), 1797 nucleotides long. RefSeq names its product apoptosis-associated speck-like protein containing a CARD. The record is from RefSeq and is a predicted model, not a curated record. Bases 11 to 628 code for a protein of 205 amino acids. The transcript has 3 exons. Lineage: Eukaryota; Metazoa; Chordata; Lepidosauria; Squamata; Gekkonidae. Gene Ontology annotation, biological process: innate immune response; regulation of apoptotic process; inflammatory response.
AGCCGCGGCGAUGGGGAAGACGGUGCGGGACCACCUGGUGGACGCCCUGGAAGACCUGGAGGAGGAGCAGCUGAAGAAGUUCAAGGGGAAGCUGAACGAGAUCCCGCUGCAGGAGGGUUUCGCCAACAUCCCCCGCGGGCGGCUGCAGAAGGCCGACGUGCUGGACCUCAGCGACCUGCUGCUCAGCUACUACACCGAGCCUUACGCCGUGCAGGUGGCCGCCCAGGUGCUGGAGAGCAUCCACCUCAAGCGAGAGGCCGAGAAGCUCCGCUCUGUCACCGGGAUCGGUGAAAAUGGCUCAGUCCAGAUGCCUUUGCAGUCCUCCUCUGGUGCAUCAGGAAUCUAUGGGCCACGGGACCCCCGCUCAAUGGAGUUACACUUCAUUGACAAGCACCGGGAAAAGCUGAUCCAGAGGACUUCCACCGUGGAGGCGGUUCUGGAUCUGCUUCAUGGAAGCGUCCUGGAUGAUGAUCAGUAUGAAAGAAUCAUUUCGCGGGAGACCACCCAAGACAAAAUGCGGGAGCUGUACAGGCUGACGCGGAGUUGGAACCGCUCUUGCAAGGAUCAGCUGUACGAGGCCUUGAAAGCCAAGAACAAGUUCCUUAUUCAAGAUCUUGAAGAGAGAUAAGCUGUAAAGAUGAUAGUCACACUACUCCCAAGGCACCCCAAAAUCAGAACAUGUGGGAAUCUCAUGGAUUCCCACCCAUUUUACCACCCACACUGGAAAAUUGUGGGAAGAUGUCCUUUUUCUACUGAGGGGAAGUAACUGCAGGCAGGCCCUGUGGGAACAACCCUGUGAGUGUAGGAACAGUUGAGGGUGGUAGGGCAGGAUUAGCUAACUGUUCUCUAUGCAUUUCCUUGGUGUGUAGUAACCUUCUACAGGAAACAAUUUUUGUCCUCUAUUUGAGAACAUAAGUUCUGAGCCAGGGGCCCAUGGUGUUUUUUUGUUUUAAUAUUUCCCAGAGAUCAGCCUUUCCCCAGGUGCUCUGGUAGGACAUUACCAAGCCCAUAUUGUCAGCUUCAUAAGAAAUAUCCCACCAGUCCUUGUUGUAGAAAAGCAAAACAAAAAUAACAGCUGUUCAGUAAAAAGCCCUUUUCUUUCUUCUGGCCAUCGCUGGUAGAUACUGUGGUCUGAUCGACAAGCAAAGAGACCCAUAUUGGCCUAUGCCAGUGAAAGAGGCCGAGGAGAAGACCUUUUCACUCCCUUUGUUUGCCAAAUCAUAGCAGCUAUUUCAGUAGGGGCAACCCAUCUUAAUCCAUGAGACAUAAAAUGCACAUUAAAUGAGGCAGUAAAGCACAAAACAGUAAGUGAAAUAACAGAUCCCUAGUUGCCCAAUAACACACAUGAAGUAUGCUAAUUUAAGUGCCCUGAAAAACAAACAUUCGUCAUUUGUGACCUCCCUUGGUUGCCUCAGCCAUUCCCACAUUGGUGCUGACCUCCAUUCUGAAUAAUAUUCAGUGGUGCUACUGAACAGAAAACGAAGAGAAAUGUAUCAGGACGAUGUGUGCAUGAUGAGGUUUUCUUCAUGAUGCAGAUGGCAUAAUGACCAAUUGAUCUUGAUUCUGCAGCGUGCAGGACUCUGUUCUAAUGGCCUUUCUUGCUCCUGUUCUUUGCUGGUAUGUUCCCACAAUCCUCUUCCUAUUUUAUUAGAUUAUAUUGCCAAUGCCCCCCACCACAGACAGACAGAUAGAUAAUUUUAAAUUGGGAAACAAGUAUCUUGACAAUUCUGUACUUUGGAGGCUUGCUAUGUCUUUUGGAUGUUUUUUAAUUAAUACAAGUUGUGUGUGUGAUUCCGA